AUAAUCAUUAAACGCACUUCUAAACAAGUGUUUUCCCGAUUUCUUCAUUCUUUAUUUUUCUUCAUUUUUGCUUGUUUUGUUAUUAGCAAUCGAUAGUAGUGAUUUCAUCAGACAUUUUUUUUUGCAGUUCAUUUUUUGGCAGUCUUAAGCGAUGAUGGCAUGAUCAUUAAGUUUAUCUGGCAUAUUGAAUGAUGUGAUCAACAUCCUUAUAUCUUGAUCUUAACAAAAUAAUAAAAAAAACGAAGAUUGCCAGCUUGUCAUUUUCAUUUCAUUUCAUUCAUUUGUGAUUCAUUCAUCGUCGAUACUUGAAGCAAUCCUCAAUUCAGAAAUUUUUUUCAAAAAUUAUAAUUUCUGCUGUUCUUUUUUCUAAUUUUUAUUCGUUAUUCGAAAUCGAAAAAUUCCAAUAGAAAUUCCAAUCAUGCAAACAUUACAUAAUACUGGUCGUACAAUAUUGACGACAAUUUUAUUGAGUGAAAAAUCCUCAUCAACCAUCAAUUCAUCAAUGAUACGGUUAUUAUCUAAACGUUUUUUAGCUCGUAUGUUAUCUGAUCCAGAAAAUAAAGGUUCACAACAACGUCAUGUUAAUUUUGAUACACUUGGUACAUGGGAUAAUCGUAUUGAUUUUUCAUUAUUAUUACAACAAAGUAUCAAACAUGGUAAACCAAUACCAAAAAUUAGUGUUAAUAAUAUUGGUCAUGCAAAUGUUAUUGGACGACGAUUACAAAAUGAAGAUUAUUGCAAUGCCAUGGAAAUCAAACCAAAUAUGAUUUAUUUUGCUAUAUUUGAUGGUCAUGGUGGUGAUAUUUGUGCCAGAUUCUGUAAUGAACAUUUACCUGAACAUAUUAAAUUCUGGAUUGAACGUGGUGAAACAAAUCUAGAAAUUGUUUUACAAAAUGCCUUCACAGAAGUGAAUAAUUCAUUUGCACGUUAUAUAACUUAUACAAAAAAUGAUGGUUAUAAUAAUGAACGUAGUACAUCCGGUACAACAGCUACUGUUUGCCUAUUACAUAAUAGUACAAAAUUAGUUGUUGCAUAUGUUGGUGAUAGUCGUAUGUUUCUUUGUCGUGAUGGUCAAUGUAUUAAAUUAACUAAUGAUCAUACGGCUAAUGUUAAAGCAGAAAAAGAUAGAAUUAUAAAUUCCAAUGGAUUUAUUAAAUAUGAUAGUCUUGGUCGUGGAUUAAUUAAUGGACGAUUAGCAAUGACACGUAGUAUUGGUGAUUUAGAUCUUAAACCAUUUGGUGUAAUUGCAUUACCCGAUACCAGAACAUAUGAGAUAAAACAUGGUCGUGAUUCAUUUGUGGUAUUGACAACAGAUGGUAUUACCGAUGUAAUGAAUGAUCGUGAAAUUGUAAAUGCAGUAAAAAGUUGUCAACAACCAAAUGAAGCAGCAAAAUUUUUAACUGAUCAAGCAUUACAUUGUUCAUGUGAUGAUAAUGCAACAGCAUUAGUUGUACCAUUUGGUGCAUGGGGUAAAUAUCGUAAUCAUCGACAAACAUAUAAUCAAUUCUUUAGUUUUGGACGUCAAUUACAGAAUAGUGCUAGAUUCUAGUAAACAAAA
Molecule: messenger RNA, 1558 nt
Organism: Dermatophagoides pteronyssinus (European house dust mite)
Lineage: Eukaryota; Metazoa; Arthropoda; Arachnida; Sarcoptiformes; Pyroglyphidae
Product: protein phosphatase Mn(2+)-dependent 1K-like
Biological process (GO): protein dephosphorylation
Molecular function (GO): cation binding; protein serine/threonine phosphatase activity
Source: RefSeq, a predicted model, not a curated record